Molecule: messenger RNA, 3942 nt
Organism: Alligator mississippiensis (American alligator)
Lineage: Eukaryota; Metazoa; Chordata; Crocodylia; Alligatoridae
Product: serine/threonine-protein kinase MARK1
Exons: 9
Coding region: 105-2297 (730 amino acids)
Biological process (GO): protein phosphorylation; intracellular signal transduction
Cellular component (GO): cytoplasm
Molecular function (GO): ATP binding; protein serine/threonine kinase activity
Source: RefSeq, a predicted model, not a curated record
GCCUGGGGGUAGAGAUCAGUGACAAAAAAGGAGACUCAAAGGAAAAGUAUUAGAUGCUCCACAGUCAAUAGGAUAGUAUUUGCAUCGCACGAUGCACAGUUUUAAUGACUGUGUUUGUUAUUAAUCACAGGCUACAUCUGGAAAGUAGUGCUGUAAAUCUGACCCGUUUGAGGAUGCCUACAGCUGUCAACCUGGACAGAACAUUGCCAGAACGGGAGAAAACCAGCAGGAAUAUACCGAUACCUGUUUGCUUUAGCAAGAUUCCCCAAGAGGCUGGGAAGAAUUUCCCUCACACCAAACAAGUCGGGACUUAUCUGGUGGGCAAAAUGAUCAACAAGGGUUCUUUUGCCAAGGUGAUGGAAGGCUUACACAUCCUCACAGGGGAGAAGGUAGCCAUAAAAGUCAUUGACAAGAAAAAAGCCAAGCAGGACUCCUACGUUUUAAAAAAUAUGAAGCGUGAACCUCGGAUACACCAGAUGAUUAAGCAUCCUCAUGUUGUUCAGCUAUAUGAGACCUUGGAGACUGAAAACUCCUAUUACAUGGUGAUGGAACUGUGCCUAGGUGGAGACCUCAUGGACAGAAUCUGUGACAAAAAGAAGCUGGAGGAAAAGGAAGUGAGAAAAUACACCCAGCAGAUCAUGGCAGCAGUCGAACACCUGCAUCGCCAUGGGAUUGUCCACAGAGACCUGAAAAUUGAAAAUUUUCUUCUUGAUGAAAACAACAACAUCAAAAUAGUUGAUUUUGGACUGAGCAAUGCUAUAAAGUUUGAGGGUCUCUCUCAGGAACUGCUAAAUACCCAAUGUGGAAGCCCAGCUUAUGCAGCCCCAGAACUCCUAGCUCAUAAGAAUUAUGGCCCAAAGGUGGAUGUCUGGUCCAUUGGUGUUAGCAUGUUUGCUAUGUUAACUGGCACAUUGCCCUUCACAGUGGAACCAUUUAAUAUCAAGCAACUACAUCAAAAGAUGGUCACUGGUGAAAUCAGCCCCAUUCCACCAGAUAUCUCCCCAGGAGCUGUACAUUUCAUUCAUUCCUUACUUGAACCUGAUCCAGCAAGGCGGCCUUCAGUUAAAGAAGCAAUGAAAGACAAAUGGCUGAAUGAAGGAUUCAUUAGAAAACCACUGAAUUCCAUUACAUAUAAAAAUAGACUUUACCCUGAGGAACUGAACCCUGUGGUUCUAAAUUACAUGACAAAAACAAUGGAGCUCAGUCUUUCAGAAGUCAUCAACAUUUUAAUAAACAACAGACCAUCUUCUGUCAUGGCUUCAUAUUGCUUAUUGCUCAGGAAGUUGAUGAGUUAUCAAAAAGAACAAAAGACAAUGAAGUGGGAAAACAUAGUAGAAAAAUGCAAUGGUAAGCCUCCUAAACAUAUGACUCAAGAGUCAGAUAUUCAGAUUUUCCAAAAGGCAAAAGUGGCUACAACAGAAGGUCCAAAGAACUGUGACGAUAAGACAUUUCCUUCUGCAUUAACCCCAGCAAUGCCAGAUGCCAUUAAAGAAGAUGAAAUUGCAAUUACACUGGAAAACCAAGAAAACGUCUUAGAAGUUUCCAAGUUUGCAGACAGAGAACUGGUUCACCUUGAGCCUCCUAAGUCACCAAAUCAAACUGGUUUAUGUGAGCCAAUAAAGCAUCCACCUGUGUCUCUGCAAGAGAAUAUGGAUGAUUCUGAAGAGUUAGCUGAAGUUGGGAAAGCCAGUCUUCCUGAGAAACUACCCCCUGCAUUAGUACAGAAUCAAGCACAUUCUGCAAACCACCAGGUUCAAAGGUCCACAAUGUCAUUCACAAGUAAAGUCACACCACGAUCCCUAACAGAAAAUAGAAUAGUAGGCUGGAGCACCGUGCCCCAUCAGGACACAAGAUUUAAAGACCUUCUGAAAGCAGCGGAUGACAACAUUCCAACCCCGACAUGGCGACACCCAGGAAAAGAAAGUCCUAAUCGAUUAAUGAUUAAAUCUCCACAGCUUUCCCCUUUACCCAGGCUGAGACAAGCUGCCCUGCGAGACACCAUAGUUAAAAAGUUUUCCUGGAUGAGAUCAUCACAACAAACAAGUGGUCCCCCUCCUUUUCUGAUCAACGCUUCCAAACCUCCAAUUUUCCCUAUGCCCCAACAACAAACAUUUAUGGUAAGAAGUUUGAAGCAAUCAAAAGAAAACCCAAGCAACUUGCUUAACACGAAUAAGAGAAACUUGGUCCAACUCAAGAAUACGCAUAAAACUACAGAUCUAAAUCUUCCAGUAUUAUCUCCACCUUAUCAAACUAGAUCAGAAAAAAAGUCAGAGAUUUUUAGGUUAGAUCUUGCAUAAAUAAAACACAUGCACAGCAGCAUUAGAAAAUGAAAGGGAGUGCUAUGAUUAAGAGAAAGUGGAGCCAAAUCUUAAAAAUAGCAAGAGCUAUAAACUUUCCAUAAAAUAUAAAGCUUUUAAGUGCAAUAUCAUAAGGCUUUUUGCAAGAUUUGCAGAAAGCAUCAAAGGUGUAGAAAAUGGGAUGCUGCCAUGAAGAACACCUAUCUGAUAAAUUCAGGCCCAAAAAUUGAGAAUGUGGGCAAUAUAUAUGAUUUUGAAUUUUGCUUUUGACAUACAUACUUUGAUCCAAGCUGUGGAUGAUUUUGUUAAUGCGUGACAUGCAGAAAAAAAGAACUGUUGAGUCCAUUUCUUUCUCCUACUUGACUACAAUGCAAAUGUAAAUGGACAGCUAAAGUGAUGGAAGAUUUUAAAAAAAUCUGCCUUAACAGACUAAAGAUAUUGCUAAACCAGGCAAGGAAUUUUUUGCUUUUAUCUAUGGAAUAUUUAGUCAUUAAUCUUUUAAUUUCACUGUCCCCUGGAUCUGACAGAAAGCCAAGGUUUUUGCAUUUAUAAUUCAUGUUAUGACUGCACACUGGAAGACAGAAGAUAAAAUUUGUCCCUAAAUAUUGAAAACAUUCGUUCGUUUAGAUUUUUCUAUAUUUUUUUCUUUUUGUCAGACUUUGAGCCCACAUUUGCUCUCAUGCCAGUUUUAUAACAGCUACCUCCUUGCAGUUGAGUGGAUUUAAUUUUGAUUGACACAUGUAAGUGAGAGGAAAAUCAGUCCCUUCCUAUUUCUAGCUUUGAAAUCAAUGUUAAUACCUCUCACAUGGAUAAGUAGAAGAUGACAACAGACUUAUAAAUUUGUAUUUGGAAUGAACUGGGUGCCAUCUUAUUGAGAUUUACUAUCCCCUAUUUCUAUGAACAAAUUUAUGGUGGCCAGUGUUGAUGGCCAUACAGAAAAAAAACCUGUAAGUCUUGGGCAGCAGACAAUGAAAAAGAAGGACUUUGACUUUUAACUACUUUAUUCAGGGGUUCAGGGAUACAAAAAGGUUGGCCGCUUACAAAGCAAGAAACAAACAAAUUUUUAUCAAACCAAGAACACCAUGUCACUGCAUUCAUCACAUCACACCAUGACAGACACCUUCGCUACAUUCCACGUCGUGUCUUACAUGCUAGUUAUGCAGUCGGAGUGCCGGCCACAUGGUCAUAACUAUAAAUAAACAAUUCGUACCCUGCUUUAUCCAAUCAUACAUGUGACAACACCUUCAACUUCCCACACAAAAAGAAAGCAAAAAAAGCAGCCUGGUGAGGGCCCAGGAUGCAGCACAAGCUGGAAGUCGUAGUCCGACACCAAGCCACCCCAGUCGCCCAGACCGGUCAUGACAUCAGAGCGCAUAUUUGAGACGGCCAUCCUCCACAUGGCACAGCACUCCCUCAAAGACCCAGCGUGUCUCAAAGGUGGGCACUGCCCGCCAGAGCACAGCAUACUCAAACUCCAGCGAGAGGCAUGCCUGUACCAGGAGGCAGAAAAGGUGCAGGGCAUUAUCUGAGCCAGUCCCAGCAAGCCAGUUUCUGCAGCUCCUGAGGACGGCCAUCUCAGCCUUGUUACCAAAUUUGCCCAUUACUUUGGGGUGUGCUCAUUUAUUAAAGGAUAGUUUCUAGGGUC